Messenger RNA from Prionailurus viverrinus (fishing cat), 3032 nucleotides. Its product is annotated as zinc finger protein 556-like. The record is from RefSeq and is a predicted model, not a curated record. Gene Ontology annotation, biological process: regulation of DNA-templated transcription. NCBI's taxonomy places the organism in Eukaryota, Metazoa, Chordata, Mammalia, Carnivora, Felidae.
UGGGGCUCGAACUCAAAAGCGGUGUCUGGGUCGGCGUCGCGCUCACCUGCCUGGGCCGUGGAGCCACGGGGAGGGCGCCAGGAGAGCCUGCAGCGAGGCCGCGAGAUGGACUCAGUGGUCUUUGAGGAUGUGGUUGUGGACUUCACCCAAGAGGAGUGGGCCCUGAUGAAACCUGCUCAGAAAAAGCUCUACAAAGAUGUGAUGCUAGAAACCUUCAGGAACCUGGUCACAGUAGAUGAUGAGAAUCAACUUAGAACCAAUGGGUCCACUUCUCAGCAGGUUAUUUUUGGAGAAAAAUUAUCCAAUGAGCAGAAAAUAGCAAGGUUCACAAAAAAUGAUUCCUGGACCUCCCUUUUUGGAGAAAAUUGGGAAGACCAGUGCAUUGAAGAUAAGCACAACAACCAGGGGAGACAUUUGAGCAGAAAUCAUAUGGUGGAGAGACUCUGUGACAGUAGCAAAGGUAAUACAUGUGGUGAAACCAUCAACCAUAUUCCAAGUCUUAAGCUGUACAAGAAAACGCCUACUGGAGUAAAACUGUAUGAGUGCAUUCAGUGUGGAAAAGUCUUCAGGCAUCGCUCAUCCCUUAAGAGGCACAAAAGAAGUCAUACUGGACGCAAACUAUAUCAGUGUGAGGAAUGUGGGAAAGCGUUCAGUUGUUCUUCCUACCUAAGGAAUCAUGUGAAAACUCACAGUGGAGAGAAACCCUAUGCCUGUAAACUUUGUGGGAAAACAUUUAUUCGUUCCCACUCCCUCACUGGACAUAUAAGGAGUCACACUGGAGAGAAACCCUAUGAAUGUAAGGAAUGUGGGAAAGCCUUCAGUUGCCCCAAAUCCUUCCGCGUACAUGUGAUGAUGCACAAUGGUGGGAAGCCCUAUGAAUGUAAGCAGUGUGGGAAAGGCUUUAGCUGUCCCAAAUCCUUUCGAGUACAUAUGAUAAUGCACACUGGAGAGAAACCCUAUGAAUGUAAGCAGUGUGGGAAAGCCUACUGUUGGCUCACAUCCUUUCAGAGACAUGUGAGAAUUCACAAUGGAGAGAAACCCUAUAAAUGUGAAAAAUGUGGGAAAGCGUUUGGUUGGCCCUCAUCCCUACACAAACAUGUCCGAAUGCACACUGGAGAGAAACGUGUAAACAUAAGCAACGUGGGAAGGCCUUCAGUUGGCCCUCAUCCUUCCAAAAAUGUAAGAACUCACACUGAAGAGAAACGCUAUGAGUGUGAAAAGUGUGGGAAAGCAUUUGGUUGGUCCUCAUCCUUACACAAACAUGACAGAAAGCACACUGGUGAGAAACAUAAAUGCAAGCAAUGUGGGAAAGCUUUCGGUCAUCCUUCCAAAAAUGUAAGAAUGCAGACUAGAGAAAAACCCUGUAAGUGUGAAAAAUGUGGGAAAGCCUUCAGUUGGUCCCAAUCCUUCUAAAACCAUAAGGAUAAAGACUAGAGAGAAACCUCAGAUGUGUGAAAAAUGUGGGAAAACUUUCAGUUGUCUCAAAGUGUUUCGUAGUCAUGUGAGAACUCACAGUCAAAAGAACGUUUCUAAAUAUAAGAAAACCUAAUGCAUAUUAAUUCAUGUAAAACAGUUUGGAAAAUCCACACCAGAAGAGAAAUAUUAUAAAAGUUACACAGUAUUGCUCAGUAUCUCAUCCUUAAUGUGGACCUCUGGCAAGUGAAUUUCCAUGUCUCGUUCAACUAAACAUUGAGAUGAAAAUUCUCAAGUAUUCUGAGUACAUCUACACAGUACAUGAAUUUUGAUAUAUUGUAGGUUUUCUCCCCCUUCAUGAAUUCAGCUAAUAUUUCUGCAUCCAUUUUGAAGUGUGAUUCACCCACGGGUGGUUGAUGUGUUUUAAAUAUGCAUUAGGUUUAAUUUUAUAUAGUUUUUAAAUUGUUCUGUAAGUAUGGGGCCUUUAGAGUAAUGUGACAUUGGUAUUCGUUUGGAUUUUCUUACUGGCCAAGUAUGUUCCAAGCUGGGUAUCACUUUCCCAUUACGUACAUAUAUUCCAUUUUACUGUCUUCCUGAGAGAACUUACAACUUGACACUUAAAGUUGACACUUCUUUACUUACAUCAUAAGGUAUAUGUUCUCGACACCUUUUUUUUUUUUUUUUUUUUUUUUUUUGCCAGAGGAUCGUUAUUCCAUUAUUCCAUUUUGCUGGCUUGCAAAUUUGUGAAUAUGUAAUUGGCUAGAAAUUUGUAGGUAUGCAGAGAUCUUGCAAGAGUAUAGUUUCGUAUGAAUUGUUAUUUCCAUCUGUUGCUGUAUGCUCUUUGUCCUAGCUUCUGGUUAGGAAGUGGACAAUACAUUUGAAUGAAGAAGACAGUGAAAUCUAGAGGUGGAUAUGGUUCUCUUGGAACAUGUCCUCGCAACAUAGGAAGGGCUAGGAACUACCACUUCCCAGGAUACUUUCUCUAUAUGGUUCCAUGAUAGAAUUCUGUAAUAGCCCAGCUUGCAUGAGAUUUGAAAGAAGCGCCUUUCAGUGUAUUGAACCACCACUCUCUAGGGAGAUAGACAGAUGUGUAGGGACUCCGUGGGUACCGUCUCCAGCUUAUUUUCCUGAUUGCCGGCCUUGCCAAUCAAAAGCACCUUCAAAACAAAUACCAACUGCGUGACUUCUACUUCGUCAGAGGUGUAGGCUUUUACAGACACCCUACCAGCUUCUCCAGCAUGGAUGCACAUCCACGGUCAGAUAUCCACAGCUUGCAUUUUCCUGAAAGCCCUAGACUGUCCACCGGGCCACUGAUUAGGAUGUCAUGGCCGUUGAUCUCAUCUAAUGCUCUGACCCCUUUUCCCUAGAUCUUAACAUAUUCACAUAAAGUCUGAUUUGUAUAGUGAACAUCUUACUCUCUUAAUACUUCUCACGCUUCUGUGUGUCUGCUUCCAGUACAACAGAUGCAGUGGUGCAUCCAUAAGAACAUAUGGGGCUGUGUUUCCCUACGGCAUGAUUGAGCAGCUGUCCUGACCCAGUAUUCCUAUAACAUAAAUCAGCAUUACUGAUAUAUUGGGUAGACGGUGUGGGUCUUCUGUUACUCAGCACUAAAUCCAAUC